This is a messenger RNA of Rotaria sp. Silwood2, 342 nucleotides long. Lineage: Eukaryota; Metazoa; Rotifera; Eurotatoria; Philodinida; Philodinidae. The record is from the annotation of a GenBank genome assembly.
AUGAAACAAGCAAAAACAUUUGUUCAUGAAGUAAAACAAAAUAUUCCUCAUUUCAAAAUUAUACAUAUACUUAAUGCUGAUCAAAGUUCAUUUAAUUAUGAGGAAUUUUCAACUCGUACUCUUUCAACCUCAGAUGAAAGAUCAACUGUAGAUCGUAUUACCUCAUCAAAAGCUUUUACACAUUCGCGCACAAUAAUGCCAAUUAUAAACAUUGCUGGCAACGUUGUUGGACUUGUUUUUAUUUGUUCACAAGAACCGUUAGGACGAUUGGGUCCGCGAGUUGUACAGUCUAUGCAUAAAGCACGAAAUAUUCAUGUUACAUGUAGUAAAUCUGGAAAUUGA